CAAAGUGCGCAGAUUUUUCGAGAGGAAGAACGUAUUCCGUCAUCGUCACAGCGUUUAUGGUCAAGUGGCAACUAAUACCGCAUUUUAUAAUCGAUUUCCCCAUUUUAAUAAUUCUUUUUUUCCCCUCUUUGGUACAAAGUAUAAAAUUUUUCUAAUAACCAUUUUAAAAAGAAGUUUUUUUGAAAAAAUAUGUCUUGUGACCAUUAGGAAGGAAUCCCGCGGAAAAAAGAAAUGAGAUUUCUUUGUGUCGGCAAAAGGAGAUGCUGAGUGAUGAUGACGGAAUUUGUCGACGGUUGGCUUCUUGGGCAUACCCUGGGCGAAGGUGCCUAUGGAGAAGUUAAACUUGUAAUAAAUAAAGUAACCAGGGAAGCUGUUGCUAUGAAAAUGGUAGAUUUAUCAAAACAUCCAGACGCACGACAAGCAGUCAAGAAGGAAUCGACAAUUCAUAGAAUGUUGUCAAAUCCGAAUAUAAUUCAAUAUUUCGGACAACGUAGCGAGAAAAAUAUGGAAUACAUAUUUUUAGAAUACGCAUCAGGAGGGGAACUAUUUGACAAAAUAGAACCUGACGUUGGUAUGCCGAUAUGGGAGGCACAAAAAUAUUUUCAACAUUUAAUUUCCGCUGUUGAAUAUCUUCAUAGUCGUGGUGUUGCCCAUCGGGAUUUGAAACCAGAAAAUUUACUAUUAGACGAUAAGGAUAAUCUGAAAAUUACCGAUUUUGGAUUGGCGACGAUUUAUCGUAUGCAUGGACGUGAAAGAAAUUUAGAUACAAGAUGUGGAACACUGCCUUAUGUAGCGCCAGAAGUAUUGGAAAGACAGUACAGAGCAGAACCUGCCGAUAUUUGGUCCUGUGGAAUUAUUCUCGUUGCUCUGCUGGCCGGAGAACUGCCUUGGGAUCAGUCCUCGGCAGAUUGUCCAGAAUAUGAAGCUUGGAAAAAUGGGAAAUAUGUGUCGAUGACACCGUGGAAAAAAAUCGACACCUUGUCAUUGUCGUUGAUUCGAAAAAUUCUCGUUCACGAACCAAUGAAGAGAAUUAAAAUUAGUGAAAUUAAAAAACAUCAUUGGUUCAUCAACAAAUUUAGUGAAGACGGGAAUCACGUGGAUCGUGACGUCGUCGAUGGAUUCAGAUCGAAACGGCUUCUCAUUGAGGACGAGGAUAGUUUGACGAAAAUAUGUUAUUCACAACCAGAAAUAAUAGAGAAUAAUAUAAAUUCAAAUACAUUUACGUCGACGGAAUAUCCCAAUUUCUCCUUCUCACAACCAGCUCAUAUGGAAGAUCUUUUGCUUUCCACUCAAUUGCCCAAUACACAGCCUAACACUCAAACUAGUCAGAAUUCCUUCCAGAGACUUGUUCGUAGAAUGACCAGAUUCUUCGUUUCGACUGAAUGUGAUUCGACUGUACAAAAACUAAUGAAUAGCUUAAUGAAGUAUAAUUAUAAUCAUCGCAUGAAUGGUGGAAUAAUCACCAUUUCGACUGUUGAUAGAAGAAAAAUGCCUUUAGUAUUCAAAGCGAGUAUUCACGACAUGGACGGAAGAAUCUUGGUUGACUUCCGUUUAUCAAAAGGCUGUGGUCUUGAAUUUAAGAGAAGGUUCUUAAAAAUCAAAGCUGACCUUAAAGAUAUUAUUACGAGAGGGCCAGUUCCACUAACUGACAUUGCUCUCAGCUCAUAAAAUGAAUUUUUAAUUGUAUGUAAAUUCUCAAACGUGUUUUCAUGUCCAAUCUUUUGAUGUUGUAUUUCGAAGUGAGAUUUUUUUUGUUUUUUUUAAACAUAUAUUUAUUUUACCCAACACGUAUAGAAUAUUGAUUCAUUUCAUCGUAGAUCAAAUAAACAAGGUAUUUUUUAAACAUA
Messenger RNA from Leptopilina heterotoma, 1847 nucleotides. It is a transcript of the gene grp, whose product is annotated as serine/threonine-protein kinase grp. Gene Ontology annotation, cellular component: site of double-strand break; nucleus; cytoplasm. The coding region runs from base 271 to 1668 and encodes 465 amino acids. NCBI's taxonomy places the organism in Eukaryota, Metazoa, Arthropoda, Insecta, Hymenoptera, Figitidae. Gene Ontology annotation, molecular function: protein serine/threonine kinase activity; ATP binding. The transcript has 8 exons. The record is from RefSeq and is a predicted model, not a curated record. Gene Ontology annotation, biological process: mitotic G2 DNA damage checkpoint signaling; protein phosphorylation.